CACGGAUAGGAUGUUCACGGAAUAUGUUGACAGGACAAAAAGUUGAAACUGUUGGCAGAAACCCAAAGUCAAUAUCGAAGCCAAGGAAAACAUUGCCUGCGGUGCCACAUUAGAACAGCUUGAAGACCGUUCAUUUUUAAGUGACAAGAGACUCACCUCCAAGAAGCAAUUGUGUUUUCAGAAUGAUUUUAUUCAAGCAAGCAACUUAUUUCAUUUCCUUGUUUGCUACAGUUUCCUGUGGAUGUCUGACUCAACUAUAUGAAAACGCCUUCUUCAGAGGUGGGGAUGUAGCUUCCAUGUACACCCCGAACGCCCAGCACUGCCAGAUGAUGUGCACAUUCCACCCAAGGUGUUUGCUAUUCAGUUUUCUUCCAGCAAGUUCCAUCAAUGACAUGGAGAAAAGGUUUGGCUGCUUCUUGAAAGAUAGUGUUACAGGAACCUUGCCAAAAGUACGUCGAGCAGGUGCAAUUUCUGGACAUUCCUUAAAGCAGUGUGGUCAUCAAAUAAGUGCUUGCCACCGAGACAUUUAUAAAGGAAUUGAUAUGAGAGGAGUCAAUUUUAAUGUAUCUAAGGUUAGCAGUGUUGAAGAAUGCCAAAAAAGGUGCACCAAUAACAUUCGCUGCCAAUUUUUUUCAUAUGCCACACAAACAUUUCACAAUGCAGAGUACCGGAACACUUGCCUCUUAAAGCACAGUCCCGGAGGAACGCCUACCACUAUAAAGGUGCUGAAUAACGUGGAAUCUGGAUUCUCACUGAAGCCCUGUGCCCUUUCAGAAAUUGGUUGUCACAUGAACAUCUUCCAGCAUCUUGCCUUCUCGGAUGUGGAUGUUGCCAGAGUUCUCGCCCCAGAUGCUUUUGUGUGUCGAACCAUCUGCACCUAUCAUCCCAGCUGCCUCUUCUUUACGUUCUAUACGAAUGCAUGGAAGAUCGAGUCACAAAGAAAUGUUUGUUUUCUUAAAACAUCUGAAAGUGGCACACCAAGUUCCUCUACUCCUCAAGAAAACACCACAUCUGGAUACAGCCUUUUAACCUGCAAAAGAACUUUACCUGAACCCUGCCAUUCUAAAAUUUACCCGGGAGUUGACUUUGGAGGAGAAGAAUUGAAUGUGACUUUCGUUAAAGGAGUGAAUGUUUGCCAAGAGACUUGUACAAAGAUGAUUCGCUGUCAGUUUUUCACUUACUCUUUACUCCCAGAAGACUGUAAGGAGGAGAAGUGUAAGUGUUUCUUAAGAUUAUCUUCGGAUGGUUCUCCAACUAGGAUUACAUAUGGGACACAAGGGAGCUCUGGUUACUCUUUGAGAUUGUGUAACACUGGGGACAGCUCUGUUUGCACAACAAAAACAAGCUCACGCAUUGUUGGAGGAACAAACUCUUCUUGGGGAGAGUGGCCCUGGCAAGUGAGCCUGCAGGUGAAGCUGAUGGCUCAGAGGCACCUGUGUGGAGGGUCACUCAUAGGACACCAGUGGGUCCUCACUGCUGCCCACUGCUUUGAUGGGCUUCCCUUACCGGAUGUUUGGCGCAUUUAUAGUGGCAUUUUAAAUCUGUCAGACAUUACAAAAGAAACACCUUUCUCACAAAUAAAAGAGAUCAUUAUUCACCAAAACUAUAGAAUCUCAGAAGGGAAUCAUGAUAUCGCCUUAAUAAAACUCCAGGCUCCUUUGAAUUACACUGAAUUCCAAAAACCAAUAUGCCUACCUUCCAAAGGUGACACAAACACAAUUUAUACCAACUGUUGGGUAACUGGAUGGGGCUUCUCGAAGGAAAAAGGUGAAAUCCAAGAUAUUCUACAAAAGGUAAAUAUUCCUUUGGUAACAAAUGAAGAAUGCCAGAAAAGAUAUCAAGAUUAUAAAAUAACCCAACGGAUGGUCUGUGCUGGCUAUAAAGAAGGGGGAAAAGAUGCUUGUAAGGGAGAUUCAGGGGGUCCCUUAGCUUGCAAACACAAUGGAAUGUGGCGUUUGGUGGGCAUCACCAGCUGGGGCGAAGGCUGUGCCCGCAGGGAGCAACCUGGUGUCUACACCAAAGUCGCUGAGUACAUGGACUGGAUUUUAGAGAAAACACAGAGCAGUGAUGGAAACGCUCGGAUGCAGGCGCCAGCAUGAGGAGCAGCCCAGAGUCUUGGCGAGUUUUACAACCUGGGUUCAAGUCAAAUUCUGAGCCUGGGGGUCCUCAUCUGCAAAGCAUGGAGAGUGGCAUCUACUUUGCAUCCUGUCAUAAGGACAAAAGACAGUGCACUCAGAGCUGCUGAGGACAAUGUUUUGCUGAAGCCAGCUUUCAGCAUUCAGUAACUGGGAGCUGAUAAUGUGAAGUCGCAACCGAGAUCUCCAUGAUUGUGUGUCGUAAAAUAAAAUGGUAAAAGAUCACAA
This is a messenger RNA of Macaca mulatta (Rhesus monkey), 2363 nucleotides long. It is a transcript of the gene KLKB1, whose product is annotated as kallikrein B1. Gene Ontology annotation, biological process: proteolysis. NCBI's taxonomy places the organism in Eukaryota, Metazoa, Chordata, Mammalia, Primates, Cercopithecidae. The record is from RefSeq and is a predicted model, not a curated record. Gene Ontology annotation, molecular function: protein binding; serine-type endopeptidase activity. Gene Ontology annotation, cellular component: extracellular region.